Molecule: messenger RNA, 1067 nt
Organism: Nylanderia fulva
Lineage: Eukaryota; Metazoa; Arthropoda; Insecta; Hymenoptera; Formicidae
Source: RefSeq, a predicted model, not a curated record
ACGUAUAUUAACUUUACUUGCAAAUGGGUUGGUACGUCGUUAAGUUUGCAAAUGAAGAUACGGUUGAAGCAAUACCAAAAUCUUGGUACUUAAAAAAUACAAAAGAAUGCAAUUGGCCCUCAUCGCAUUGGACUUCAAGGAAAAUUAAUGAAUUUAUAAAAUUCAAGAAAACGCCAGAAUCUGAUUGGAAUCUUCAUAAAGUUGACAUUUUAGGUAGCUAUGAAGAUCUAUCUGUUGCUCAACGGAAAGCAAAUAAGGCUAAAUAUACGUCUGAUCUUUCGUCGCAAAAUGAUAAAUGUAGGAAACAACAUAGUAAACCAAAAGGGAAAAGAAACAAAUCGACGAAGUAUUUGUCUGACAAUGACUCUUCUGAUUUGUCACAGUAUGAAUCAGAUAUUAAUAGUUAUCCUCCCACAAGCCCUCUUAUAUCAAGUGAUGGAAACUUAGUUCAAAAUAUACCAACCGAGGUUGUAACUAAAUCGACCGAAUGUAACAUUCCUCGAAAUUUUGAUGCUGAUUUCCAGAAGCAAGUAUUAAAAGAACUAAAUGCUAUACACUUGAAAUUGAAUGAUGUAAUGGAAAGUACGGCUCUUUUAUUAAAAAAACAAAAGAAUUCAAGAUGAGCCUACGAUAACCGUCAAAGACAUUCCACGUGUUGUCCAUCUGUUUCCAAUAAAAAAUGAAAAUACAUUAGCUGAAUUAGAGCAGUGGCUUAAUGCAGAUGAUCAAAAUAAAAAAGAUUUGAUUAUUGAAUUAAGUCGCGUUGGGGGCUUAAAUGUUAAAGAGAUCACAAGAAGAAUUAUGUACAAAAUCUUCACAAAUGAAGUUGGAAUACUAUACUCCUGGGAAGGAGCUAAAGGAAAGAAAUCCUUCAAAAAUCUAGCAAUAAGUUCGGUCAUUUUGGGUGCUGUUCGAUAUUGCAAGAAUACAGCCGAUGCAACUGAAGCAGAAGUUAUUAGUUUUAUCAAAUCUUGGCUGGUUAGAUGCAAAGAUCGUAUCUGCAAUGUCACUAAAAACGUGAAGAAUGUAGCAACCGAAGGGGAAGUAACGAUGAACGAAACCGAUAC